AAGGAGAGAAACCGAGAGCAAGAGAGAGUGAGUCUGCGGUCUGAGAGGAGAGGCUGUCCCCACUCCAGAUGGCCAUCUCGUCUGCUGAGGGGAUGGAACUGCAGGAUCCAAAGAUGAACGGAGCCCUCCCUGGGAGUGCUGUGGAGCAGGAGCAUGAGGGCUUCCUGCCCAGCCGUAGUCCUUCUCCUGGGAGGAAACCGGCCCAGUUCAUGGAUCAGGUCAAGGGGAAGACAUCGUUUGGAAUGUCAGCGUUCAACCUCAGCAACACCAUCAUGGGCAGCAGCAUCCUGGGGCUGGCCUAUGCCAUGGCCCACACGGGGAUCCUCCUCUUUCUGGCUUUGUUGCUGUGCAUCGCUCUUCUGUCUUCGUACUCCAUCCAUCUCCUGCUGACCUGUGCUGGUGUUGUAGGCAUCUGAGCCUAUGAACAGCUGGGACAGAGGGCACUGGGGCCUGCGGGGAAAGUAGUGGUGGCGGCGGUCAUCUGUCUGCACAAUGUUGAGGCCAUGUCCAGUUACCUGUUCAUCAUCAAAUCUGAACUUCCCCUGGUUAUCGCCACUUUUCUGGACAUGGACCCUGAGGGGGACUGAUUCUUGAAGGGAAACCUCCUUAUCAUCAUUGUCAGUGUUUUAAUCAUCCUGCCACUGGCCCUCAUGAGACACUUGGGCUACCUGGGGUAUAUCAGUGGUCUCUCUCUGACCUGUAUGCUGUUUUUCCUCAUUUUGGUCAUCUAUAAGAAGUUCCAGCUUGGCUGCACUGUAGGUCACAAUGAAACAGCAGUGGACAGCAUGAGCUCCCCAAACCUUCCCACCCAGGGGCUCAACACAAGCUGUGAGGCCCAGAUGUUCACAGCUGACUCACAGAUUGGUAUGUUCUACACAGUGCCCAUUAUGGCUUUUGCCUUUGUCUGCCACCCUGAAGUGCUGCCCAUCUAUACAGAACUCUGCCGGCCCUCCAAGCGCAGAAUGCAGGCUGUGGCCAAUGUGUCCACUGGGGCCAUGUUCUGCAUGUAUGGGCUCACGGCGACCUUUGGAUACCUCACCUUCUACAGCAGCAUGGAGGCGGAGAUGCUACACAUGUACAGCCAGCAUGACCUGCUCAUCCUCUGUGUAUGUCUAGCGGUGCUGCUUGCUGUGACUCUCACGGUGCCAGUCGUGCUGUUCCCUAUCUGCCGGGCUCUGCAGCAGCUACUUUUUCCAAGCAAGGCCUUCAGCUGGCUACGCCAUGUGGCCAUAGCACUGAUCCUGCUUGUCUUGGUCAAUGUCCUCGUCAUUUGUGUGCCAACCAUCCGGGAUAUCUUUGGGGUUAUCGGGUCUACCUCAGCCCCCAGCCUCAUUUUCAUCCUUCCCAGCAUCUUCUACCUCCGCAUUGUGCCCUCUGAGGUGGAGCCCCUCUACUCUUGGCCCAAGAUCCAGGCUCUGUGUUUUGGUGUCUUGGGGGUCCUCUUCAUGGUGAUCAGCCUAGGUUUCAUGUUUGCCAACUGGACCACAGGCCAGAGCCAUGUAUCUGGACACUGACCAAGCCCUGCUUCACCUUGGCCCCAGUGUGCAUCCACCCGUGUACGUGGAGGGAGAUGGACUGCUCUCCCGGUUCCCAUCAAUAUGGCCACAGGCUGAAGAGUGGUCCACUCCCUUCUUCUUCAGGGGAUGCCAAGCUCAGAUCAUGACUCUAACCCCAACCCCAACCCUACAGGAGGAUGAGGAGGAGGCUAGGUCCUUGGGGAACCCCUGCCCAGUCCAGUCUUUUCUGCUUCCUCCUUGUAGAAGCUGUUUGUCAGAAUCACCGUUGAGCUAAAGGGGAAGAAUAAAGAUGCUAAAUUGCAACUCUA
Molecule: messenger RNA, 1825 nt
Organism: Odocoileus virginianus texanus
Lineage: Eukaryota; Metazoa; Chordata; Mammalia; Artiodactyla; Cervidae
Source: RefSeq, a predicted model, not a curated record